This is a messenger RNA of Penicillium oxalicum, 1629 nucleotides long. RefSeq lists its product as uncharacterized. Bases 1 to 1629 code for a protein of 542 amino acids. The record is from RefSeq and is a predicted model, not a curated record. NCBI's taxonomy places the organism in Eukaryota, Fungi, Ascomycota, Eurotiomycetes, Eurotiales, Aspergillaceae. The transcript is spliced from 5 exons.
AUGUCUUCCUCCUAUUACGAGCCUCAGGGCUGGCAGGCUCCUGCUGCUCGCCAGGCCUCAUGGGAACAGCCGGUGCCGCCCUCCCGAUCGGGCUCAAGCUCCGUCUCCCAGCGCGAUGACAGUCCGGCCUUCUCUUCUCAGUUUGACGAGAUCGACCGUGCAAUUGACAACCUCGUCAAGAGUGGCAAGCUGUGGACUGCUCCUCGCCGGGACUCCAUGCCCAUGAUGAUGGGUCGUCCCUAUCCUGAGUACGACCCUCGCAUGGGUGGUGGCCCUCAGCGACACCAUUCGAUCAGCGAGUUCGACAACACUCGGAUGCACCCCGCGGGAAACGCCCAAGGCUUUUACGCCUCACAACGGUACCAGGGUCGACCCAAUGAAGUAGAGCAGAUGAUGCAGGCAAAGCGUCGGAUGGCAGCCCAACGUGAACGGGAGCUCCGCAACUACCACCAGGAGCAACAGUACAAUCGAAGCCUCCUCGCUGAGAUGUCGGCCAGCAAGUCCGAUCGGUCCAACAGCCCAGCGGCUCUGAGUGAAGACAGCCGCCGUGAUCUUCUGGCCCGCCAGCACCGCGCCCUGUACGGCAACGAGAGUCCCGCCUUCUUCCCUCCGGGCCCACUGGCGGAAGACAACACUGCCACUCGGGUGGACACUCCCAGCGCCGGCACCCCAACCUCCUCGGCCCAUGUCGCCUCUCCCCGCGGCAACGGUCCCUUUGGGCUGAACCACGCCGGCGGGAUUUCGACUGACGCUGCCUCGAAUCUGCAAUCCCCCUCUCGGGCCAACAGCACUUCUUCCCCGAGCUCGGCCAUCAAUGCAGGCUUUCCCGAACAGCCCGGCACUUCCUCAUCCUCCCCUGCAGCUGCAGGCUCACCUUCCUCCCGACAGGGUUCCGUUUCCAAAUCAUCCACAGGGCCCAUGGGCGCCGUUGGUCCAAUUGGCUCCCGUCCCGUUUCUGGACCGCCAACUUCGGCUCCCAUCUCCAACCCAGCGCUGAGCAAGCCGCGUUCAACGACACCCCUUCCAUCCCCAUUGGGCUUUGGCUUCACCCCAAGCGAAGCUGCCGCUGUUGUCGGCGAGCGCUCCGCUUCUGUUUCUUCUAACCCCACUGGCCCGGCCACCACCAUGGCUCCGGGUGCCAAGGACUCAUCAGCUGGUGUCGGUCUCGGCUGGAGCAACAACGGGGGGUGUGGGGUUCGAAAAGCGGACUUGGUGUGCAGGCUUCAGUCUGGGGCUAAGCAGGCCCUGCUGGGUCUCGGCUCUCGACAAGAACCUUAUAAUAAGGGAGCAGUGGAGGAGGAGAUGGUGUCCGAGUUCACUCUGUUCUUUGAUCGGUUGGAAAAAAUUACUUCAUCUUCGGCUUUGGCGCGCGUCUGUCUUCCAGCAUACAUCCGGGAUUCGGUGUCACUGUCCUUCUUAUUGUGUGCUCCUGACUUUCUACUCUGUUGGGUCAUCUUCCUGCAAUUUUUGAUGUUUUGUUCCUGGGCGUUGUGUGAGAGAAACUUGGGACCUGUCCUGCUGUUCCACGGAGUGCGGGAGGAAUGGGUCCAAUGCGUGAACUUGGUGUCUUCUGGAAUUGUUCAAAGGGCUGCCUCGGUGUUUGUCUUUCUUGGGGUCUGUACCUCUUAA